GUAUAGUUUCGAGUGGUUGUGGUGGUGGAUGGCGUCAGAGGUACUGAAGGUGUGAUGGAGGGGAGACGCUCAGCUUAACCUGUUGCUCGUGACUCUUGUUGCCUGACUCACCAAGUGUAGGUAGUGAUUGUAGUGGUAUCCUGUGCUGAGGAGGAUGGCUCACAUGGCUGGAUACAGUUUGCCAUCAUUUAUAAAUAGCCUACUGACCAACUUAUUUAGAAACAUUUUUUCUAGUCCAGGUACGUGCCGUGAGGAACAUACAAGCGAUGAAUAUAAAGACUGUAUUUGUACGCACUCAGACAGUGGCUCUGAUAAAAGUGACGAGGGUACUUGCGAUGUCCUUCCAUGUCCAGACAAUGAGAAUGUAAGUGAUAGAAGCUCUGGUGGCCAAGGGUCUCCACAUACCUACAGUGACAAACAUGUGAGUGAUAGAAACAUUAUUGGCCAAGUGUCACCUUGUACAGAUAGUAGUAAACAUACUAGUGCUACAGGCUGUGGUGUUCAGGUGUCUCCACGUACUCGACGUGAUGAGCUUGGAUGUCAAAUGGUGUUAGAUUUUGCGACUGAUUUUUGUAAGAACCAUUCAGCGGCAGUCGACUUGAGGAAACCGGCCGCACAAUUAAGUGAUAGACAGGCUACAGCUUUACACGCCCAUGGUAAGGCUUCAGAUCUCUCUAAAGGCUUCGGCGCAUUCCAGUUUGGCGAAAAGUGUCAUAUCUCAGAUGAAACUACAACUAAUCCAUUUAGAAUGGACUUGGACGCCUCAAGUUCUUACGAUGAAGAAAGCGUAGCCACUCAAGAAAGUGAGUCAGAUACAGACAACGAUAAUGAUUCCGACGACAGACUCCAAGAUUCACCAACCAUGGCCACUGAGGGAUACUUCCGGCACGGGCAGUAUUUUCUGGGAAGGCAGGAGUAUGUAGGCUCUCUGGAAAGGUGUGGGGUAGUCCGGACACGGUUUCCUCCAGAACCCAAUGGCCCUCUUCAUAUCGGCCAUGCUAAAGCUCUCCAUGUAAACUUCAGUGUAGCGGAAACCUACAAAGGAGAAUGUAUACUGAGAUUUGAUGACACUAAUCCAAUCACAGCCCGUAAACAUCAUUGCAUGAAUGCUAUUGAAAUGAUUAACUGGCUAGGAUAUAAGCCUUCCAAUAUUACAUUUACAUCAGAUUAUUUUGAAAUCUUAUUUAAUUUUGCACUGACAAUGAUCUACAAGGGUAAGGCUUAUGUUUGCCAUCUUGAAUAUGUCAAUAUACCCUUCGACAAGAAAGUUUCUGUGGAAUCGCCUUGGAGAACACGACCUGUAGAGGAAAAUAUUAGAGAAUUUUACAGAAUGUUUGGAGGUAGCUAUGUGGAAGGGCAGGCAGUACUGAAGAUGAAGGUGAAGACACGUUCAGGAAUUAAAGACCCUGUUGCUUACCGCAUCAUCUCUCAACCACACUACAGGACAAAAAUGCAUUGGUUGGUGUACCCAACUUACGACUUUUCACAUCCUAUUGUAGAUUCUCUGGAAGCUAUCUCAGUAUCACUGUGCACCACUGAGUUUGUAAGUCAUCGCGCUCUGUAUGAGUGGGUGCAGAAAACGCUUGAUUUGCCGAAGGUUUCUCAGAGAGAGCAAAAAAAACUGGUAGUACCAUUUACCAUUAUGUCGAAGAGAUACUUAGUUGGCCUUUUAGGAAGGGGCUUUACUGAUUUUGAUGACCCUCGUUUGGUUACUCUGGCUGGCUUACGCCGUCGUGGAAUUCCACCUCAAGCAAUUUGUAAAUUUGUGGCGUUAGGUUUCCACGAGUACUCCCAGUUACUCGACAUAACACGAGAAAUCCUAUAUCCAGUGUCUCCCCACCGAUUGGUGGUGCUUGAUCCUCUGAUCUGCCAUGUGAUGAACUAUGAUGAUUUGGCAUCAGCUGCCAGAGAAUAUCCACUUACUGUCAGAAUUCCAGAGUUUGACACUUUCUCCCAAACAUCAUCCAGAGUUGUUGGUAUUGCUCGUCAUAUCUAUAUAAACAAAUUUGAUUUUAGCAAGAAUGAGAAAGAUAAAAAGCACUGCUUGACUCCAUUUUCUGAGGUACAUCUUCGCGGUACAGAUUAUGUGAUGCAAGUCACCCACCUCCACCAUUCCCAGGAUAAACUCAUUGGUCUUGAUGUUUAUCUUCGAAAGGUUCUUAUGAAGGAUCGGCGAAUGAAGGUAUUAACAUGGGUAUGUAACCCAGCUAAAAUUAAAGUACACCUGAUUGACUCUCGAUUCCAGGAUCAAGGAUCACAGCCGGCACCCAUUCUGUCCGCUACGGCACUGGCCGAACACAGCCUAGUCUCCACAUUGAAAAUAAGCGCAGAAUUCACAUAUGGGCAGACAUAUCAGGCUGAGCGGUUUGCAUUUCUCACCUUAGACCCAGCAUCAACACUUAACGAAUACAUCUUCAAUAUAACCUGCCUUCUUAACCUCCACUCGCAGUUACAAGCUUCAUUGUUGAAAGUGUUUCAUCAGAACUAAAGGCCAUAAGCAGGAAGAUAUUAAUAGCGGAAAUCAACACGAAUUUAUUAUUGAGUUUUUUUUUUCGAAUCGUUUUGUAUGAAAAGAGAUGCUCAUCUUCUGAUAUCAAUUAAUAUAUUGAAAAAGGAUAACAAACAUUAUUAUAUAUUUUGCUGCUAGUGUUUAGUUUUAAUUGCAGAAUGUACAUAUUAUCUUUGUUCGAUGACGGUAAUCUCGUUCGCUAUAUAUUACGAAUAAUGAAUGAUUAUAUUUUUAUUUCAGUUAAAGGAUAUGUAUAUUUCUAUCUCUCUCUCUCUCCUAUUCUGUAGUAGAGGGGUAGGGGUCGUCCUAGGAAAGGAUGGAGGUUAGGGGUAAAGGGGUUUUGUGUGCAGGGGGCUUGGACAUACAGCAAGCGUGUGUGAGCGUGUUAGAUAGGAGUAAAUGGAGACGAAUAGUUUUUGGGACCAGAUCUGACCUGACGAGCUGUUGGGGUGUUAGCAGGGUAAUAUUUUGUGAAGGGAUUCAGGGAAACCGGUUAGCUGGACUUAAGUUCUGGAGGUGGGAAGUACAAUGCCUGCACUUUAAAGGAGGGGUUUUCUGAUAUUGGCUGUUUGGAGUGACAUCUAAACUGUCGUAUCUGGGCUCCUCUGCAAAGACAUUGAUAUUGUGUGAAUGAUGGUGAAAGUGUUUCUUUUUGGGGGUCACACUGCCUAGGUGAGAGACAAUCGUCGUGUUGAAAAAAAAAAUGUAUGUAGUGUAUGUACUUACUCACCUGUAUGCGGUUGCAGGGGCUGAGUUAUAGCUCCUGGCCCCGCCUCUUCGCUGGUCGUGUGUGUGUGUGUUUGUAGAAAACUAUUUUGAAAACAAAAAACUUGGCAGUAUUUUUCGACCUCCAACUUAGGUCCUCUUCAGGAGAUACAAGAGGUGAAUAAAGAAUAUGUUUAUAUUGGAUGAGAAGGUCAACGCCCAACCACUCGUGCACCUGUCCAGCCCAGUUCUUUGUUUCAGCAGUUCGUUUACUCAUCUACAAUUGUUAUCAAAUCAAUGCUUCCCUGGUCUGACGCCUAAUUACGUCCUGCACUUGAGGUGUUAUCCCUCUCACCCUAUAUAAACAUGCUCACGUCUUGUACAGUGGAAGGCCUCGGCCAGAUGACCAAAAGCUCCAGCUGCGGGUCAUCUCAUGACUAAGACCCGCGUCAGGUAACACUUGUCCUAUUGCCUGACAAACAUUAUACCACUUUUUGUAUCUGUUGAAGAGGACCUCAGCUGCAGAAAGUGUAAUUGCUGUAUUGAACCGGUCUCUUUUAUGUGUUUUAAUUGCAAGUGUAUCAACGUUGACAAGUGUUCAUUACACAUCAACAAACAUUAGACUGACCCUUGAUACAGAAUUUGACUAACCCUCGAUAAAGAUGGUAGAGAAUACGCUGUACAGUGACAAGCAGCCUGUAUAUACUUCUUUGUGCUUUGUAGUAAUAAAUUUAGAAAAAAUGGU
Molecule: messenger RNA, 3959 nt
Organism: Cherax quadricarinatus
Lineage: Eukaryota; Metazoa; Arthropoda; Malacostraca; Decapoda; Parastacidae
Product: glutamine--tRNA ligase-like
Biological process (GO): translation; glutaminyl-tRNA aminoacylation
Cellular component (GO): cytosol
Molecular function (GO): ATP binding; glutamine-tRNA ligase activity
Source: RefSeq, a predicted model, not a curated record